Molecule: messenger RNA, 1130 nt
Organism: Gadus morhua (Atlantic cod)
Lineage: Eukaryota; Metazoa; Chordata; Actinopteri; Gadiformes; Gadidae
Gene: fam167ab
Product: family with sequence similarity 167 member Ab
Exons: 3
Coding region: 220-948 (242 amino acids)
Source: RefSeq, a predicted model, not a curated record
GCCACUGCCCCUCCUUCUGUUCCUCCCGUUAAGCAAAAACAACAAGUGAGCAGAGAUGAAGCUGUAGCGGGAAUCCAGAGGAUAUAUAAAUGAUGAUCAUUGAGAGAGUGCGUAGUCGUCGUUAUACAGAUCAGAGUCAUUCCACAAGAGAGUUUCCGUCAGAGGGUUGAAGUAAACGCAGAGAGCCUACCGGUUCGGUGUUUAUGAGGCAGAACAGCGAUGGAAGCGUCCACAGCUCACAUGACAACGCUGUGCACCACCAGCGAUCCUCAGGAAACGGAGGAAGAGGAGGAGCAGGAGGAGGCGAAAGAGACGGACGCCGGACCCAGCGCGAGCAGUGAGGACGACCACCUCCUGUCCCUGAAGGCCCUGACGGAGAAGCUCCACCUGCAGACGCGCAGGCCCUCCUACCUGGAGUGGCAGGCCCACGUGGAGUCCCCCAGCUUCGGCUCCACGGGCCCCCUGGCUGCACCUGCGGACCGGCCAGGGACCCAGCCUGGAGCCGAGGCAUCCCGUCCCUUAAAGGGCCCCAUGGAGGAGGAGUUGGGGGAGGAGGAGACCACCACCGCCGCUGCUACUGCUGGGGCGACGCCCAGUGAUGACGGGGGGAUCCGGUUUCCACCUGGGUUAUUGAGGGGCUUCGGAAACAUGGACGAGGCUCUUACUUGGCUCCGGAAAGAACUGGCUGACAUGCGCGUGCAGGACCAGCAGCUGGCCAGACAGCUCAUGCGUCUCCGCGCCGACAUCCACAAGCUGAAGAUCGAGCAGACGUGCCACCUGCACCGCCGCAUGCUGAACGACGCCACCUUCGGCAUGGAGGAGCGGGACGAGCUGUCCGACCUGCUGUGCGAGUGUCCGGUCACGCCGGGCCUGGGGCUCUCCGCCCCGCUCAGGCUCAUCGGCGUCACCAAAAUGAACAUCAACUCCCGCCGCUUCUCGCUGUGCUAGCCGCGACCUCCAGGAGAUCGAAAGACCUGCAGCUUGGGACGUGGGGAAGGGCUCUGUUUGGCCAUGGCAGUGGUCGUUUGGUUUCCAACCAGACCAUAAACACACACACACACACACACACACACACACACACACACACACACACACACACACACACACACACACACACACACACACACACA